AUGCAAAGGGACAACCAAACCACCCCGAGCGGGUUCGUUUUCACCGGGUUUUCCCACUUCCCCAAGCUCCAGGUUUCAUUGCUUGUGCUCUUUCUCCUCAUGCACGUGACGACCCUGGCUGGAAAUUUGGUGAUAAUCAGGGUGGAUCGGGGUCUGCACACGCUCGUGUAUCUCUUCCUAGGUGCCCUCUCCUUCUCCGAGCUCUGUUACACCUUCUCCACCACCCCAAAGAUGCCAUCUGGAUUAGUGCUGGGAACUCGAGCUAUUUCUGUCAUGGGCUGUGCCGCACAAAUACAUUUCUCCUUCACAUUUGGGUUCACGCACUCUUUACUCCUGCCGGUGAUGGGCUACGACUGGUACGUGGCCGUCUGUCACCCUUUGCGUUACAACACCCUCAUGACCUCCCGUGUCUGUAUCCAGCUGGUGGUUGCCUCAUGGUUGAGUGGGGGUCUCCUGGAGCUGCUGGUGACUUGCGCUGUCUUCCAGUUACCCUUCUGCCAGUCCCACCAGAUUGACCAUUUCUUCUGCCACGUGCCCCCCCUUCUCUAACUGGCUUGUGCUGGUGGCGAGACGGUUGGCGCCAUAGUAAAUGUCCUUUGCGUGACUGCCUCGUCAGGUUGCUUUCUGCUUAUCCUUCUCUCCUACGCCUUCAUCCUUGGCCACAUCCUCCAGAUGCCCUCAGCGGAGGGGAGGCACAAAACCUUCUCCACCUGCGCCUCCCACCUUGCCGUAGUCGUGGUGCAUUACGGCUGUGCCUCCGUUAUCUACCUGCAAGGCAAAUCACCCCGCGCUGCAGGAGCGAGUGCUCUCGUUGAUGUGUCCUGUAUGGUCUUCACUCCCUUCCUCAGCCCCAGCAUUUUUAGUCUGCGGAGCAAAGACUUAAAAAAAUACCUUUUGGAAAUCCUUGAGGAAAAGCUUUCUUGUUGGAAAUGCAAAUUUUUGGCCAGGCUCUAG
Molecule: messenger RNA, 954 nt
Organism: Cariama cristata (Red-legged seriema)
Lineage: Eukaryota; Metazoa; Chordata; Aves; Cariamiformes; Cariamidae
Product: olfactory receptor 10H2-like
Biological process (GO): G protein-coupled receptor signaling pathway
Cellular component (GO): membrane
Molecular function (GO): olfactory receptor activity
Source: RefSeq, a predicted model, not a curated record